This is a messenger RNA of Papaver somniferum (opium poppy), 1055 nucleotides long. Its product is annotated as protein phosphatase inhibitor 2-like. Gene Ontology annotation, biological process: regulation of signal transduction. The transcript has 5 exons. NCBI's taxonomy places the organism in Eukaryota, Viridiplantae, Streptophyta, Magnoliopsida, Ranunculales, Papaveraceae. The record is from RefSeq and is a predicted model, not a curated record. Gene Ontology annotation, molecular function: protein phosphatase inhibitor activity. The coding region runs from base 204 to 842 and encodes 212 amino acids.
UAAAAUUGUGUUCGCUCAUAUUCUUCACAUCAUCGAAUCAAAAUCAUUCAACAUUCAAAGGAAAGUAGGAAACAUUUUUCUCAGACCUCUCUUUCUUCUUCCUCUUCUCUGGCUUCGCCCAUUCUGAUUUCUGUAUCGCUCUCGGUGUCUUUUGGAAUAUCUUGGUGUAGUUAGGGCGUCCACGAAGAAUUGAAUUUAAUCUAAUGAGGGGGCGUGUGAGAUGGGAUGAGGCUAACUUGGGGGAAAUCGAGGCCAAUAAACCAGUGAGGCAAAAAAUCACUGAACCUAAGACUCCGUACCACCCCAUGCUUGAGGAAGACGGUUCUAUGUCUCCUGUUAAUAAUUUCGAUGAGUGCAUGGAUAGAGCUGAACAUGCAGAAGCUAUACGAACUGCAUUAACUGAUGUUGCUUCGUCAAGUAGAAGCGGCAAACGAUCUGGAGGUUGGACAUCAUCUGAAGAUGAGGCAGAUAACAUGGACGAAGAUGGUGAUGAUGAAGGUCCUGAAACAGAUAGAAAGAAACAUUUUAGGGAGCACAGGAAAAAGCACUAUAGGUCACCUUUAACACUAUUCUCUGUUUCAUCUUGUAUCUUGAGGUCAUCAGGUCCUGAAACAGAUAGAAAGAAACAUUUUAGGGAGCACAGGAAAAAGCACUAUGAUGAGUAUCGCAAAGUGAAGGAACUUCAACGUACAGGUUCCUUUGACGAAGAUGAAGUCGAGGGAGAUGGCGAAGAUAAGGGUAAGGAUGUGAAAUCUGAUUCAUCAUCAUCAUUAGCCGGUGGUGUGAAAGCUAUAGACAUCGAUGAAGAUAGUAAAAAAGAUUUACCUGAACAGCCUCAGUAAAACACAGAGCUGUUUUCUACUAGUAGGAAAACAAAACUGACACCAAACCCUGUUUAUGGAAAAUUACAAGAAAAAAAUUCUGUGGAUAAACCAGUUAAACUUUUGAAUCUUUGAUUAUGUUGUCUUUUGUAUGCUAAUGUAUGUACUUUUGGGCCAGUAAUGGCUUACUGCAAAAUGUUUUCAAGAUAAAAUUUAAUUUCUAGUCUUUCUGAA